CGGUGGAAGCGGCUCCAGGCCCGUGGGGCGGGCUGGGCUGAGCCACUCGGGUCGCUGCAUCGCCUCCCGCUCCAGUCCGGCCGCAGAGGCCCCUGGGCGGAAGUCUGGCCCUGCCCACCCCGCCAGCUCCCGGCCUGUGUGCGUGGCUGCCGGCCCGGCUUCCGGAGGCUUCUGCAGCAGGAGAGGGCGGGGAUCGAGCGGGGCCUGCCCGCGGCCCAGGCCCGGCACCGCAAUGGCCGGCGAGGUGAAGACCAAGCUGUCCAAGAACCUGCUGCGCAUGAAGUUCAUGCAAAGGGGAUUGGAUUCAGAAACCAAAAAACAACUAGAAGAGGAGGAAAAGAAGAUAAUCAGUGAAGAGCACUGGUAUCUGGAUUUACCAGAACUCAAGGAAAAGGAGAGUUUUAUAAUAGAAGAGAGAAGCUUUAUGCCAUGUGAAGACCUACUUUAUGGCAGAAUGUCCUUUAAAGGGUUCAAUCCAGAAAUUGAGAAGUUAAUGAUCCAAAUGAACUCUAGGUACAAGAAAGAAGAAAUUGAAGCAGAUGAUACAGCCGAGGCUGACGUAUCAGAUGAAGAAAUGGCCAGAAGAUAUGAAACCUUAGUGGGAACUAUCGGGAAGAAAUUCUUGAAAAAGAGAGACCAGCGUGUGCUACAGGAUGAAGAUGAGAACAGUAACAUGAGACCUAGCAAAGCUAAGAAAAUGUUCUUAAAACCCCAGGAUUGAUGUGAACUGCACAAUUGAAGCUAAUAGAAAUGUUAUCUACAGGGUAGAGUAACAUGAACUGGGCAGUGUUUAUUUUCCACCAAAUAAUGUGAGAUAUGUUUGUAAAUCUAAGUCUAUUCUGAUUGAAAUUUCUGCUGUCCACAUGACAAACGUACUUUCAAAGUGGAUGCAUAUAUAAUGGAUAUCAUACAUCCUUUCCC
Molecule: messenger RNA, 921 nt
Organism: Mauremys reevesii (Reeves's turtle)
Lineage: Eukaryota; Metazoa; Chordata; Testudines; Geoemydidae
Gene: MPHOSPH6
Product: M-phase phosphoprotein 6
Exons: 5
Coding region: 233-721 (162 amino acids)
Biological process (GO): maturation of 5.8S rRNA
Source: RefSeq, a predicted model, not a curated record